AGAAGAACAUGGUGCUUGAUGCCUUUCCCGAUGCACAAUGACUUUUCAAUCAAAUACAUAUUAAUCAUUAGAUUCCCACAAAGGGCAUUUAAGUGCCUAUAAAUACAAGGAGUCUGUUUUGUUAUUUCAUGUGCUAAACUCAGACAGUCGCAACCAAUUACAAAAAUCUAUUGCCAGUCUUGCUCGCGUGCUAAGGAAAAAAUGGCCGCCGUCGGAGCCAACUACAACAUCAACAUUUCUGAAAUCACAGCCAACAUGAAAGCGGAGGGAGUCCAGUCCCCUGAGAUGGAAGCUAUAUUGAAGGCACUUUCAGACGACACGAUAUGGAAAACAAUCGAGGGAUUCAAAGGCAUGGACAUGAGCACUCAGGAGAAAAUGAUUAACAACAUGAUGGCCAGUGGUGGUCUAGCUCAACUCGGCAUUCCUGUUCCAGAGCCAGUGAACCCAGCUGACCCUCACGUGAUCACGAGCGCAAAAUUUGCAGUGGAAAAGCAAAACGAGAAUGCCGGGACAAGCCUGGUUUUCAUCCAAGUGAAUGGAGGCCUGCAGUGGAAAAUUGUUAUUGGCACUCUCUAUACCCUUGUCCUUUUUUUUUUUUGUUUUUUCCGAAACGAUAGGAUAUUUUCAUUGCUUUAA
This is a messenger RNA of Coffea eugenioides, 636 nucleotides long. RefSeq lists its product as uncharacterized. The transcript has 3 exons. NCBI's taxonomy places the organism in Eukaryota, Viridiplantae, Streptophyta, Magnoliopsida, Gentianales, Rubiaceae. The coding region runs from base 202 to 636 and encodes 144 amino acids. The record is from RefSeq and is a predicted model, not a curated record.